Messenger RNA from Doryrhamphus excisus (bluestripe pipefish), 3131 nucleotides. Lineage: Eukaryota; Metazoa; Chordata; Actinopteri; Syngnathiformes; Syngnathidae. The record is from RefSeq and is a predicted model, not a curated record.
GGGAGAAGAAGAAGAAGACCGGAAGCUUCCACGGGACAGCAGCUUGGAAUCAUCAUUAAAUAAAAGCGUCAUGGCGGCCUGGAUCAUCUCCCUGCCACAUCCUGCAGCAUCUGUCUGGGUGGUGCCGCCGCCGCCGCGGGACGAAGCAGAAGCAAGAUGACGGAGCUCCAGCCGCACGCCGCAGCACCGAGGAGAAUAUUCUUCUCUGCUGACUCCGAGUCGUUUCCUUCCAAGUGACUACCGUACGUCAGAAUUUGGCGAACCGUUGGUCGGUUGCAGCACGAAGCCCCUCCUCCAUGGUGACUGGUUGAUGCAUGAUUGGAUGAAGUGGAACGUGUUGUUUUGAAUCCUCCUCAUCAUGAUCGCGUUGCCAAACAUCCCUCCAUUUUUUAAGCCCACCCAGGCUUCACCCGUCUCCUUGACCUCGCUCAUCCUCUCCAACAACAGCUCCGCCAGCGACAUAGUCCAUGGAAUACUGGGAAAAAUUCCCUUAUCACCAUGGGUCAUUUACCUCCUGCUGGCCUUGGGCUCGCUCCUGCUGUUGCUGGUGUGCGUGUGCGUGUGCGUGUGCUGCUGCAGAAGACGCAGGAAGAAGAGGCGCCAGCAGAGGCGCGGCGCGCACGUCAAAGUCGCAUCGCUGAGCGGGCAAACCACCUCGGCGCUGGUUCAACCCAGCGCGGGCGAGAAUUCUGACGCCAAAAAGCAACCGCGAGGAAAACUGCUCUACUCGCUGGAGUUCAACGCCGCUCUCUCCGAGCUGACGGUGGGUAUCAAACAAGCCAGCAGCCUGAAAGCCAUGGACAUCGGGGGCACCUCAGACCCGUACGUCAAGGUUUAUAUCCUCCCUGACAAAACCAAGACCUGCGAGACCAAAGUGCUGAAGAACACGCUCAACGCCGUCUUCAACGAGCACUUCAACUUCCAGAUCUCCAAGGCGACGCUGCUCAAGUCCGUAGCAGUCUUGCAGGUGUUUGACUUUGACCGAUUCUCCAAACACGACAUCAUCGGCGAGCUCAGACUGAAACUGGGUCAGGUGGACUGGAACCACGUCAUCGAGGAAUGGCGAGACCUGGAGGAGCCCUCUAAAACGGAGGAGGAGAACCUGGGAGAGAUCUGCUUCUCGCUGCGUUACGUUCCCACCGCCAGCAAACUGACUGUGGUCAUCCUGGAGGCCAAGAACCUCAAAAGCACCGACCUCGACGGGAGUUCAGACCCGUACGUGAAGGUGCAGCUGGCUCUGGACAAGAGGAAGUGGAGGAAAAAGAAGACGUCCAUCAAGAGCAACACGCUGAACCCUUACUACAACGAGGCCUUCACCUUCAAAGUCACCCUGGAGCAAAUACAGCGUGUCAACCUGGUCAUCUCCGUGUGGGACCACGACCCCAUGACCCCGAACGACCCCACGGGGAAGAUCUUUCUGGGCUCCGACGCGCCGGGCAACCAGCUGAGACACUGGGCCGACAUGCUAUCCAACCCGCGCCGCCCCGUGGCCCAGUGGCACACGCUGCUGUCGGCCGAGCAGGUCAACGCCACCUUGACCCUCAAGAAGAAGAUCCCUCUGGUCAGGAAAAUUCCUUUCUGAGGCCAGACACACGGGGGCGCCAUGGACCUGUUCAUAUUAUUUCUCUGACUAGUUUAAAUACAGUACAUAACACUGCAAUACACUGCCCCCUGCUGGCUGUGAGUGGUAUUGGGAAGUGCUAUUAUGACUUUGGGCAUAUUUUGAUGCACCUAUUCUAUCAUAAGCAUAGGAAAAAGUCAGAAUAAUGCAUACUGCUUAUGACUUUUUGUCUAAUAAUUUUGACUUUAUCUCAUAAUUAUGACUUUUUAUCUCAUACUUUAGACUUUCUUGUAUUAUAAUGUCUACUUUGUCUACAGUUAGCACUUUGUUCACUUGAAUGCCUAGUACGGCUAAUAAUAAUAAACAGUGGGGUGUCCUUCCGGGCCAAAAUUAGCAUAUUUCGACCGAUUACAUUUAAAUGACAUUUCAUCUACAGAUAGAUAUUAAAGUGAUUUUAUAUCCUACAUACCUUUUAUACUGCCCUGAAACUCCCAUCCAUGAGUCGGCUUAAAGUUGGACUUAACAUCGGAAGCUACUCCUACUAGAUUGCUCUACAAUCGCCAUUGAAAGCAGGUGACGUCAAUGUAAAUAUGAGAACACGUGACACAACCAGGAAGUGUUAAGAAGGCUGGUUCGCGGCUAGAGGAGGAGGAGGAGCCUCCGAACUUCUGGCUUCCGCACUUGCGCAGCACCGAUUGCGUUUCCGGUACGGGUUGCGUAGUUACAGGCGUCUUCUUAAAAGUAGUUUUGAUCAUUUUGUCUUAAAUUAACAAUAUAGCAACACCUUUAGUAGUGAUAAUAGAUAAUAAUUACAUGUCAUAGGACGCUCUAUUAUAGGAAUAGGUUUCGAUGCUAACACCGCGUGCUAACACGUCAAAACGUUCCAAACUAUCUGGUGCCCAGGUGAGGAAAAAUGAACAAAAAGGGAAAGGAAAGCGUAACAAAAACAGAGGUAAUGUUACAAUGUUCGACAGUAACGAUGUUGUCAUAAUAUUAUUUUUUCUGUAGCGGAACGAUGAUCGAUUAGUGUCAUACACCAUUAGCAUAGCAUAGUUAGCUAAUCGAUAACUAGCCAGUAGCGCUGUUACUUUUAAUGUCAGUUAAUUUUAUGGAAAUUUUAAGCUAUUAUGGAAAAUAUUAAUGCAAAGGCGGUUAUUGCUGUUGUGACCCCGGAAGUGAAAAGCCGAAAGAGAAAGACGAAGUAGUAACGCAACUACUUCCUUCCUACCUACUAUUUUACCUUCAGGUAAAUGUGUAAAUAUUCAAUUUAUUCAUCGGCGUAGUAAUGUUAAAAUGUGUUUUGUUUAUAUUCCAACACCUGGUUAGCUCACGUUUCCCAGUUUGUAAUAAAUUCAUUGAAAUUGUGAGAUUGAGGAGGCUGGUGUCGUUUUUUGAAUGGCUUUCAGCUAAGGCAGUACCAAAAACCACCACUAGAUGUCUCUGUAAGAUCACCUGUUAGUUUACUUUUAAACCAUUUUGACUUAAAUCAUUGUAUUUUUGUUCAUGCUGGUUUAUUUAUUAUCUUAUUUUGUGCAGUAUCUUUUUUAUAUUGUAUUUAUAAUUUAAUUUC